Messenger RNA from Melanotaenia boesemani (Boeseman's rainbowfish), 1127 nucleotides. RefSeq names its product caspase-1-A-like. Gene Ontology annotation, biological process: proteolysis; regulation of apoptotic process. Gene Ontology annotation, molecular function: cysteine-type endopeptidase activity. The transcript has 3 exons. NCBI's taxonomy places the organism in Eukaryota, Metazoa, Chordata, Actinopteri, Atheriniformes, Melanotaeniidae. Bases 150 to 431 code for a protein of 93 amino acids. The record is from RefSeq and is a predicted model, not a curated record.
AACUUUACUUCCGUUUUCUCGGCACAGCUGUAUGCAUUCCUUUGUAUGGUUUGUUCCUUGAUGUAAUUAGUUCAACGCGCCAUUUUCUAUUUCUUACGUGGAGUAUAGGAAGGAAUACACGAAUACACUCGAUUCCAGGCUUUUGAGCAAUGGCGGCUCAACAGCUUGAAAGUGUGAGGAGACGGCUUGUAAAUACGUUAUCCAAUCCACUGAUAAAACAGCUCCUGGACGACCUGUUUGAGGACAAUGUCUUGAAUGAUGGGGAAAAAGACGCAAUACUUGAGGAGAAUCCGAGCAGAGCAGACAAAGCUCGCUGUCUCAUUGACAUAGUGAAGAGGAAAGGAGACGAUGCCAGCAGUAAACUGAUCGCUCACCUUCAGGAGAGAGAUCCACUGCUUUAUAAUGACCUGGAUUGGCCCCAGCCUCAGUGACUUUGUAGGAGCACAGCUGUGUCCACUGUCCACACUCCUCCCAGCUGCCAAGACCCAAUCCCCAAGACGUCAACAGUGAAAAUGCUUGUAAUAAAUGAGGUGUUAUAAUAAUCACCACAUUUACUGUUUGUUCUAGACAGACAGACAGAUAGACAGACAGACAGACAGACAGACAGAUAGAUAGAUAGAUAGAUAGAUAGAUAGAUAGAUAGAUAGAUAGAUAGAUAGAUAGAUAGAUAGAUAGAUAGAUAGAUAGAUAGAUAGACAGACAGAUAGAUAGAUAGAUAGAUGGCUCAAGGCUUCACAUUUAAAAUAUUUUAAAAAUAAAACAUUCAAAUUUACAUAGAGGAGGGUAAGAGAAGUGAAAAAAGAGCAACAUAUGAGUUGUGCCUAUGAUAUUACAAAUAGUUAUGGCAGAGGGAAUGAAAGAUUUUUUUGUUGACGUUUUUUCGGGCAAGUGGGACUUUAUAACGUGAUGGAGACUUGUCUCUGCCCCCACAGCAGAGCUGCUGAGCUCCAGAGAUGUGUUAGAAAGAGUCUGGAUCAGACUGCUGACUGUCUGUCAAACAGAGCCUGGGUGUUGUCAGGUGGGCCACCGGAGUCAUGUCAUUCAACUUGAAUUCAUGCAUUUGUAACUUCUCAGCCUGUUAAUGCAUUAAAACCCUGUGGAUGUGUAAUAAAUACACAUUAUCGACA